UGAAAGCAUUGCGUCAGUGUUUUGCGGAGCCCUCUGCACAUUCACACACAGCUGCUGCACUUACAUUCAUCACGCACGUCUUUGUUAGUUUAAGGACUAUAAAUCUGCACUGAAUUGAUCGGAUCUAAAGCGACACUGCGGAGUUACAAGCAAAGAUUUAGUGACUUUAGAGCCAUCAAGUUUACACAAUGCAGGAACAUCUGAUUUCCAGCAUUUUGUCUGAAGACUCCAAUCUUCCAUCCACCCCAACAUCUGAUGCUUCAUCCAAGCGUUUGUCCUGGAGCAGACUGCUUCAGAAGCUCCACAGCCUGGACUCAGACUCAGACAAUCAAAGCAGUACAGAUGACCAGUCUGAUACAGGUUCAAUAUCCUUGCCCGAUUUGUCAGAAAGCGAGAUGUUUUUUGACCCGAGCGAGGAGGCUCUCUGUAAAGAUGUGGUCCAGCUCAUCGCAGAUAACCUUACCGAAGCUAAAGACGGCGUAUUGCACUGCUCCAAACUUCUCAUUCCUGAGAAACUUCUGGAGCACAUUGGCCAGGAGCUGGUCCAUCUAUCUGUCAGCGAGCCCUGCGGCCUGCGAGGGGCGCUCAUCGACCUGUGCGUGGAGCAGGGGGACAACUGUGAGGCCGUGGGGCAGAUAGCGGUGGACCCUUACCUGGUGCCUACCUUUCAUCUGACUCUGGUGCUCAGGCUGGACUCCAAAGGUCUCUGGCCUAAAAUCCAGGGGCUUUUCACGGGCAGAUCUCCAGCCUCACCUGUGCUCAGACAUGCACUUAAACUCAGCACUGGAUUUCGAGUUAUUAAAAGAAAACUGUACAGCUCUGAAGAACUACUGAUUGAAGAAUGCUGAGAGACUGACUAUAGUUUUUUUAUAUAUAUAAAUUUCAUGUAACGGUUUUGUUCUUUCUCAUGAGAGGACUGAAGUUGUGUGACUGUUGAAAGCAGUAAGUUACGAGUCUUCCAGCAGGGCAUUUUUAAAUGCAGUUAUAGGGUACAUAAAGGACUAAAAGAUUAUGUAAUACAGUAUGUAUGGUAUGCAGAUGUUGCACUUUGCUAACAGUUUGCAUUGAGACGGGUUUUUUUUAUUUUUACGAAACGUUUACCUCAGGUUUAUGGAAACCAGAUGUGGCAGCUAUUUUGCAUGCAGUCGUGUAGCAAACUUCAUGUGAUUUUUGUUUUUAUUAUUUGUCUUUCAUGCAAGUGCCAGCUCACUGAUCGAUUCAACAAUGUGUCUGGAUGUGACCGGAUGCCCUUUGUUCAAAUCAAUGUUUGUUGUUUUUAAAUGCAUAUCCAUGCAUCAUAUUUAUUUGAUAUUCAAAUACAAUGUGUACUUUUUGUACUUUUCAUUUAAAGUGCAGAAAAUAAAUUAUUUUUUGAAGAAAAGAA
Misgurnus anguillicaudatus (oriental weatherfish) is the source of this 1384-nucleotide messenger RNA. RefSeq names its product DNA-damage-inducible transcript 4 (gene ddit4). Gene Ontology annotation, biological process: response to hypoxia; negative regulation of TOR signaling; apoptotic process. Gene Ontology annotation, cellular component: cytoplasm. Gene Ontology annotation, molecular function: 14-3-3 protein binding. Lineage: Eukaryota; Metazoa; Chordata; Actinopteri; Cypriniformes; Cobitidae. The record is from RefSeq and is a predicted model, not a curated record.